This is a messenger RNA of Amblyraja radiata (thorny skate), 1209 nucleotides long. RefSeq names its product paired-like homeodomain 1 (gene pitx1). Lineage: Eukaryota; Metazoa; Chordata; Chondrichthyes; Rajiformes; Rajidae. Gene Ontology annotation, biological process: anatomical structure morphogenesis; regulation of transcription by RNA polymerase II. The transcript is spliced from 5 exons. Bases 313 to 1161 code for a protein of 282 amino acids. Gene Ontology annotation, cellular component: nucleus. The record is from RefSeq and is a predicted model, not a curated record. Gene Ontology annotation, molecular function: RNA polymerase II cis-regulatory region sequence-specific DNA binding; DNA-binding transcription factor activity, RNA polymerase II-specific.
UUGACGUCAGAGAUGGCAGGCAGGGAGACAGCUGGCGGGCCGGAGCUGCUGAACCAACCCUCCGAUCGAAUCCCGGCUCCGCGCUAACCCCAAACCCUGCGCGCAAUAACACGGGGUUUAUGUCUUUUCAUGUUAUUUCAACUAACGUGGAACCAAGGAUACCAAUACACCACAGACUCAGAUGAAUGAGAUCCAAAUUCCGGUCGAAACGAAAACAUCAGAGGAAGAAUAGGGCCUUUUGCGCAAAUUCAGGGUACGGUGAAUGUGGGUCGACUGGCCGAAAGCGGAAGACCACCACAGGCUCAUUGUGAUAUGGCGGCGUCCAGUUUCCCCUUGCUGAGGUCGGCUGAAAGGAGAGAGCGUUUAGACAACACUGCGAGCGAAUCCUCCGACGCCGAGUCUGCAGAUAAAGAUAAGUUGAUGCAAAGCAAAACUGAAGACUGUACUGUCGAUGACCCGUCCAAGAAAAAACGGCAGCGGCGUCAGAGAACGCACUUCACCAGCCAGCAGCUCCAGGAGCUGGAAGCCACCUUUCAACGCAACCGCUACCCUGACAUGUCUAUGAGAGAGGAGAUCGCCGUCUGGACGAAUCUUACCGAGGCCAGGGUUAGGGUUUGGUUCAAGAACCGCCGGGCGAAAUGGAGGAAAAGGGAACGGAAUCAGCAGGUGGAUUUGUGUAAAAAUGGAUUUAUGCCGCAGUUUAAUGGGCUGAUGCAACCCUACGAUGACAUGUACACCGGGUACAGCUACAACAACUGGGCCGCGAAGAACUUGGCUCCCGGCCCUCUCUCCUCCAAAGGCUUCCCGUUUCUCAGCUCGAUGAACCCGUUGUCUUCUCAGUCCAUGUUCUCCGCUCCCAGCACCAUCUCGUCCAUGACAAUGCAAUCUACGAUGGUGCACUCGGCUGUACCGGGGAUGCCAGGCUCCAGCCUGAGUAACAUUAAUAACCUCAACAGUUCCUCUCUCAACUCGGCCAUGUCCUCGGCCGCCUGUCCAUACGCACCCCCUACCCCUCCUUACAUCUACCGGGACACGUGCAACCCUGGCCUCGCCAGCCUGAGACUGAAACCGAAACAGCACGGCGGCUUCGGAUACAGCACUUUGCAAAGCCCAGGUUCCAGCCUCAAUGCAUGCCAGUAUGCUGUGGACAGGCCGGUGUAAGUUGCAAAAAGAACUGGAACUACGAUGCAAACGCGCCGCUGUGGGGGG